AUGACGUCUGCCCUCGAAAAAUACUAUACGACAAACUAUUCCCAAUGCAAUCUCGAGUAUAGUUUUCUGGCGUCAUGGAAAGGAGUUGCCUAUCCUUCACAUGUUAUUCAAUUCAUAUCACUUCCAUUUCAAAUUUUAGCAUUUUAUGUUAUCAUCUUCAAAACUCCAGUUUCUAUGAAGAACGUCAAACUACCACUGCUGGUUAAUCUUUUUUUUCUGUGCACAACUUGAUAUAGCAGUGUGCACAUUUUCAACAGUUUAUCUAUUUCUUCCAAUGUACGGAAUGCUUUUCGUUGGGAUUCUUAGUCUGUUUAGUGUACCAAAUACAGUUCAAUUUCUAAUUGUUUAUUUGACAGCAAUAUACCAAGAGGCAAUCAAGUUAUCCGCAUUAACAGAGUAUCCAUGUCCAACAAAAGAGUUUUUUAUAUCAGAAGUUGCAUUCUUAUUGACUGAUAAAACUCUAAAAGAAAGUUUUAUUUGGCUCGCUCCAAUUGCGGCGUUUCAUUUGUUGAUUUUUCCACUGUUCAAGUGACUACUCUCAUUUACUACAUUUGCAUUGCGCCUUCAAAAACGACUUCAAAAGAUACUCAGAAUAAACAAAAAAUGUUUCUCUUUUGCAUUUUGUUUCAAACUUCUGUUCCGAUAAUUCUUGGUGUUUGCCCAUUGUCUUUAUGCUUUAUUGCCAACGCGAGCGGUCACUAUUCCCAGGAAAUGAUGAAUGUUGUAGUUUGUUGUAUUGGGCUUCACGGUUUUACAAAAAGCAUUGCAAUUGUAACUGUGCACAGACCUUAUAGAAAAGCUGUUCUACAUAUGUUUACCGAGUUCAAAAAAAAGAGAUGUUUGCUUCAAGUGUCACCAUUCCCUGUUAAUCUAACAAGUGUCAGUUUGACGAGAGGAUAAUC
Molecule: messenger RNA, 902 nt
Organism: Caenorhabditis elegans
Lineage: Eukaryota; Metazoa; Nematoda; Chromadorea; Rhabditida; Rhabditidae
Source: the annotation of a RefSeq genome assembly